AUGUGGUUAGGGGGUGGGGGGAGGGGAGGGGGUGCUGGACUUCGAGAGUUUAUUGUUGUCAGGUUAACUCCUGCUCCUGCUCAUGCUCCUGCUUAUGCUCCUGCUCCUGCUUAUGCUCCUACUCCUGCUCAUGUUCCUAGUCAUGCUCCAAUUCUUGCUAUUGGUCACGUUCCUGCCCCUGCUUAUGCUCCUGCUCCUGGUCACGUUCUAGCUCCUGCUUAUGCUCCUGCUCCUGCUCCUGGUCACGUUCUAGCUCCUGCUUAUGCUCCUGCUCCUGCUGCAAUCAACGACGGCGAGACAGUCUUGUCUUGGCCAGACCGGAUUCCUCCGACAGAGCGCUCGAGUUUGGACAGCAGCGAGUCGGUCCAGGUGGGCUGA
This is a messenger RNA of Macrobrachium nipponense, 378 nucleotides long. RefSeq lists its product as uncharacterized. NCBI's taxonomy places the organism in Eukaryota, Metazoa, Arthropoda, Malacostraca, Decapoda, Palaemonidae. The record is from RefSeq and is a predicted model, not a curated record. The transcript has 2 exons. Bases 1 to 378 code for a protein of 125 amino acids.